Messenger RNA from Phytophthora nicotianae INRA-310, 485 nucleotides. RefSeq lists its product as hypothetical. The transcript has a single exon. The record is from RefSeq and is a predicted model, not a curated record. Bases 108 to 452 code for a protein of 114 amino acids. Lineage: Eukaryota; Oomycota; Peronosporomycetes; Peronosporales; Peronosporaceae.
CUGCGGGUACCACACGUAUCGCAGCGUGGGUCUGCUGCUCCUCUUCCUGCCUUUUAGAUGCUCCAUACUGCUGCUGCUGUUGAUGAACCCCACAGCCUGGUGUGCUGAUGCCUUUGAUGGUCACAGACGGAUCCUCUCUUUACGAGGCAGUCUUCGCCAGCUGCUGGAGCGGAGUGUUGACUCGAAUGGGCACGAAUCCAAGGCGCAGCGCCAUGCUCGCUGACCUUCGCCUUGCACUUAGGCAAGGCAGAAGACUCAUCCUGUCCCGAUGCUUGGCACGCACGCACUCGCUCCUAUACGAUGGGGCGACUGACGUACUGGAUUGUUCGAUUGUGGCUGGGGGAGCGAUCCGGAGCCGACAGAACGUGCGUAUAGAGCCAAGUUUGAAUUUUGCCGCCAAAAUGCUCAGUAAUGAGUUAAAUAAAAAAAACAAUAGUAGAGACAGAAGUUAACUUUUAUGAGGAGUGUUGUCUGCUGGUUUGCGG